This is a messenger RNA of Phycomyces blakesleeanus NRRL 1555(-), 996 nucleotides long. RefSeq names its product Serine/Threonine kinase CK1. The transcript has 6 exons. Gene Ontology annotation, cellular component: cytoplasm; nucleus. Gene Ontology annotation, biological process: peptidyl-serine phosphorylation; signal transduction; endocytosis. Lineage: Eukaryota; Fungi; Mucoromycota; Mucoromycetes; Mucorales; Phycomycetaceae. The record is from RefSeq and is a predicted model, not a curated record. Gene Ontology annotation, molecular function: ATP binding; protein serine/threonine kinase activity. The coding region runs from base 1 to 996 and encodes 331 amino acids.
AUGAGUAACCAACCUCGUUCUCACGGUACCAACCGAUCCCUAGCCACGUCAGCCAACGUUGUAGGUGUUCAUUACAAAGUUGGAAGAAAAUUGGGAGAAGGAAGUUUUGGCAUCAUUUACGAAGGAACCAAUCUACUCAAUAGUCAACAAGUUGCCAUCAAAUUCGAACCUCGUAAAUCAGAUGCUCCCCAAUUACGAGAUGAGUACCGAACCUACAAGAUUCUUGCUGGCUGCACUGGAAUUCCUACUGCCUACUACUUUGGACAAGAAGGCCUACACAACAUCUUGGUCAUUGAUAUGCUUGGUCCAAGUCUUGAAGAUGUAUUCGAUAUGUGUUCUCGCAAACUGAGUAUCAAGACGGUAGCUAUGCUUGCCAAGCAAAUGAUUACCCGUGUACAGAGUGUUCAUGAACGUAACUUGAUUUACCGUGACAUCAAACCAGACAACUUUCUGAUUGGUCGUCCAAACACAAAGACCGCCACAAUGGUCUACAUGAUCGAUUUCGGUAUGGCCAAACAAUACCGAGAUCCAAAGACAAAGCAGCAUAUCCCUUAUAGAGAACGCAAGAGUCUGUCCGGAACUGCAAGAUACAUGAGUAUCAAUACCCACCUAGGAAGAGAACAAUCAAGAAGAGAUGAUUUGGAAUCUCUUGGCCAUGUAUUCAUGUACUUUUUGAGAGGCUCACUUCCAUGGCAAGGGCUUAAGGCAGCCACAAACAAGCAAAAGUAUGAGAAGAUUGGAGAAAAAAAGCAGUCGACUGCUGUAAAGGAUCUCUGUGCCGGAUUUCCAGAGGAGUUUGGAAUCUACCUUCAAUAUGUGCGUAAACUCGGUUUUGAAGAGUCGCCAGAUUAUGAUUUCUUGCGCGAGUUGUUCAACAAGGUUUUGAGAGUAAGAGGCGAAACAGAAGAUUUUGUGUAUGAUUGGACAUUGUUGAAUAAUGGCAAAGGAUAUGAGGUAAGUUUACUAUUACUGCUGCUAUUGGUGUAUAUGUCUUAA